Molecule: messenger RNA, 4448 nt
Organism: Stegastes partitus (bicolor damselfish)
Lineage: Eukaryota; Metazoa; Chordata; Actinopteri; Pomacentridae
Product: pleckstrin homology domain-containing family G member 4B-like
Exons: 6
Source: RefSeq, a predicted model, not a curated record
AUCCCGGUGGCGGAGCGAGGCGAGCUGGUGCGCCAGGGCGAGCUGACGGUGUGCGGAGGCGGCCGGAGGAAGCGGGCCGGCGUCAGGAACGUUUUCCUCUACCAGCACAUGGUCAUCUUCACCAAACAGAAGAGUCCUGGUCCGGGACGCACCGCCUACAGCUACAAGCACAGCGUCAAGACCAGUGAGAUGGGUCUGACUCAGAGCGUUGGUGAAGACGGACUGAAGUUCGAAGUUUGGGUCCGAACAGCUCUGAAAACCAAAGACUGCAUUACGCUGCAAGCCCAGGACAGGGAAGGCAGGCAGGCCUGGACUCAUGACAUCGCUCAUCUGCUGUGGACGCACGCCAUCAACAACACAGAGUUGUGUCUGAAGGAGUCUCUCUGCAUGGGAAUUUCCAGUAAGCUUCUGCUGGAUGCAAGUGGAACUCAAGGUUCAGAGCUGGACUCCAUCUACAGCCUCAACGACAGAGUCCACAGUAGCUGCUCAGACUCCUCCUCUGUCGGCAGUCAGAAGGAGGGGGGAUCCCCGGCGUCUGGGAGGGACCCCAGGAGAAGCUCUGGAUCAACAAGCUACUCACAGAGUCAGUCUCCCUCCACAGCUGUGUGACUGUCAUCUCAAUAAGAAAACUGGACUUUUUGAAGCUUUAAACAUCUCCAUUCCACCUCUGGGGGAGCCGAGCUGGAGUUCGAGGAGCAAAGGAGACAAAAGCGAGACCCUCCGACUCUGUUUGAACUUCUCCCACAUGCUUGCUCUCCUUCCCCGUUUCCCCCCUUGUUCCCCUUCACCUCCUUAAAAUAAAUAAAAUGCCAGCAGAUUAGGCGGAGCAGCACAGCGCUGCUUUCUAAACCUCCCAGCUCUGAUAUGACCCCCCCAAAGAAAAGCUGCAUCCAAAAAGGAUCAAAACUGCCCUGUUUAAACCAUGACAAGCACCAGCAGGGCUCUCUGCGCUCCGCCAUUUUGGAUCUGCCAGUCUCAGUUGCUGGCAGAGUCAUUGACACCAAAGGCACUUCAGCCACACAGUGCGGCCAUUGUCUGCCCCACGGCUCCCCACUAGGCCAAACCACUUGGUCUGAACCACUGACUGCCUGGCUGGCUGACUGUACGCAUCACAUGCUCCAGCAUCUGAUAAUAAACAGGAAGUAAUAUGCAGGGCGUAAAUCCACCGUAGGAUUGCAGAUUUAGAAUGUAUUAUGUACUUUGUCAUUUUCAUAACGCUGAAUGGAGUACUGUAGGCUUUAUUUUCCUGCCUGUGUAAAAAUGCGUGGCAUAGCUAGGUGUGAUUGCAUCUAUGUAAAUUAGGCAAGGGUGGUGUGAGCAUGCACACACACACACACACACACACACAGAGUGACACACACAAUGUCCCCCCAACACAUGCAGUCACUCUUAUUGUUAUAAGACAGUGGAGUACUGUUCACAUUCACAUGCUCACACAGUGGCCGUGGCCGGUUUAGAGCCUGGCACAGCGGCCACAUCAACGACAGGCAAGGUUCCAUCUGAACACGUACAGUAAAGCUUUGCCUUGAUGAAGAACAGGAGUGAUUUACACGAUCAUAUCUGACUGCUAUACAGUCUGUUCAUGUGUUUGUUUAAGCUACUUGUUCUUAUUAACAGUGGCAAGAAUUUAUAGGACAAAAUGGUAUUUAGUCUUCUUUAAAGUGUAACUUAUAUCAACAACAUCUUGGUGCCUUAAAAUGUUCUGCAGUGUACUGAUAAGUUUUGAUAAUGAAUUUAAUGCCUUUCCUUUUUAAUAUAAGAUGCCAUAGUCUAUAUACCAAAGGUAUAAAAAGGGUGUCUGUGCAAUGCUGAUGUGUGUACAAAGAGGUGUUGUUUUACAUUCAGCCUCGGCGUUCCUGACUGGAACGCUGUCUCCAUGAGAUGGAGAAAGGUGGACCCGUUCAGCGUGAUACAUUGCAGUUUUACUGGUUUUGAUCUCGCGGUCAGAAGACAUGAACUACAUCUGAUUAUUUUUGAAGAGGUAAUUUAAUCAAAUCUGACCCUUUGCUUCUGCUUGAAGGAAGAGGUUUCCCCAGAAUGCCCCCAAAAAGAUUAUUUUCAGCCUUUUUUAAAAAAUUAAUUUUGGGUUUCCAGCUUAGAAAAAAAAGUGCCUUAAAUUAUUGAUAUGAUUCCUUGACCCUAAAUUUUAGAGGAAAAAAUGUCAAAUAUGAAAACAGUGGAAGCAGCCGGUUAGCUUAGCUUAGCAUUACAAUUCAGAACAGGGGGAAAUAAUUAGCCUGGCUCUGUGCAAAGAUUACAAAAAGCCAAACAGUAUUAUGUUUCUGCAGCAGAAGCAGCUGCAGUUUCGGGACCACAGUUCUGGGACCCUUUAAAGGUUCUGCGAUUUAUAGUUAUAAAGGUUCAUUCCACCCAAAUAGUACUAACAGAGUAGCUCGAGUUAAAGGUCGAAAUGAAGGUGGAAUCAUACAGUGGCCUUUGUCACAUCCGUAAAGAAAUAAAACCUCUCCCUCUGAUUGUCAUCCAUCUUGACCCACAGUGAUCCUUUGUACAACACACCUCUCUCAUAGUUAUCACAAAACACAAGGGUACUAGAGAUGUGGUCCUAUAGCUGUGGCCCUGAAUCUGCAGCCUCCUCCGCUGUACGCUGUGAAUUAUUUUAGGUUUGUUCCACUUAAAAACACCCUCGAAAGAACACCUCAACAUAAGGUGUGAGUUCCUUAUUUGACAUGAAGAAUUAUCACCUGCAAGUGUUGAAAGUGUUUAAUAAGGCAGACAACAUGUGACUGCAUCCAGCUUUAAAGUCAGUGUACAGAGGAAGGGACUGGAUUCACUGUGAACCUUCCUCAUGGUUUGCACUGUGUUCACCAGGAUUUAGUACAUCUCAAAUGACACAAAGCAAGUUUUCAUUGUGGAUUCUUCAGGCUACAAACAAAGUGUCUCAGGAGAGAGACUUGAAACAAUGCAUGCUGGGAAGUGUGCAAACAUUCCUGUUUGGCUUCUUUAAUACUUUGAUUAAUUGAGCUGAUCAGAUUAAGUCCAAUGACCUUAAAUCCAACAACUACAGUUGGAUUUACUUGAAAUGAACAAAACUUUUGUCUUUACAUGAAAUUAGCAAAAAAAAAUAUGAGUUCAUUCCAUUAAAUUCCUGUCAGAGUUCUCAUUAUUGGCUGUUAGCUCGAGAGGGUUAGCGACGCCGGACAUAUUAAUUUUAAUAAUCUGAAAACAUUUGAAGAACUGAAAAAAGGUUCAUUUGUUGCUGCCUUUGCAAGUUAGACAUUUUGUAAAAUACACUUGCUUGUUGACGGUUCUCAUGUCUGUAAUGGCAAAACUACAGUCAAGAGGUUAGCUUAGCUUAGCAUAAAGCUACGAAAUGAUGGGGACUAGCUAGUUUAGCUCUGUCACAGGGUACAACUGUUGUUUCACUUUCACUUUAGACACUUUAAAUGGACCAAAGGAGAAAUAUUGUGUUAAUUAAUGAGCUUUAGAAAGGUUAAUUCACAAUAUUCCCCCUGCUGUCAGUGUUUAUGCUAAUGCAAGCUAACCGGCUGCUAGCUGUAGCAUCGUAUUUAACCUACAGACGACAGGAUGGCAUCAGGCUUUGGAGCUAACUUUUACAGAGAAUAACUGCAAUCCCUAAAAUGCCCAACUUUUCCUUUAAGAUGUCAUAUCUCAUGGAACAAGAGUUAAAAAUAACUCCCACUUCCUCAACUUCUCUCCCAGACUUGCUAGAGGGCCCGUGAAUAGAAACGCUGCUGAGCUCUGUUCAGACUCUCACAACUUGAAAUGAAUUACAAGAAAACAUAUAGAGAAUAGGUGCAUGGGAUGUGGAGAACUUGUCAUUUAGUGUUGUAUUAGUAUUUCAAUAUUUCAUACCAUGAUGUAGUUAAUAUUUUAUGACGGCGAGCGUAUAGUCGGUAAAGCCAAUAAUCACGCAGUCACUGGUCUGAUUGGACGGCAUGCGUAUCAAACAAUACCAUGCUUAAGGUACAAUAUGAAACCUGCAGGUAGUGAAAGCCGGCAGCAGCGGGAGGUCAAGCUCAUGUCUGCAGCGGCAGCAGUUUGUCGCUGUUAUCAGAUUUAGCACGUUUCAUAUCUGCAUCCAAAUUCAGAAAUUGCAAAUGGCUAUUGAGCCGUUUCUGAAUCAAUAUGUAAUUUGUUGGCGUGGAGAAGUCUGUACACUUCAUAGCCGUUAGCUGUUUGGUACAUUGCGUUAUAUUGGAAGCAAUGUAAUGAACACCAUCUUUCAUUCUCACUGCGGUAUAGAUUGUCAUAUGCAGAAUUAUUUCUUUUUUUUGUGUGUGUGUGUAUAAACGCCAUUUGGAGGCAGUAUUAAUGUAUAGAAACUUUUCCUCUCCCUGCUCCUCGGACACACUCUGCCUGAUGUUUACAUUUUUGGGAAGCGAUGUGGGAACGUGGGGGAAACGCAUGUCACUUGAUGAUUGUUUUGUACUUUUCUGUGUCGAAUUAAAACUGGAUUGAAGUUGCGA